Entelurus aequoreus (snake pipefish) is the source of this 3371-nucleotide messenger RNA. RefSeq names its product solute carrier family 22 member 13-like. The transcript has 10 exons. Gene Ontology annotation, molecular function: transmembrane transporter activity. Bases 1 to 1575 code for a protein of 524 amino acids. The record is from RefSeq and is a predicted model, not a curated record. Gene Ontology annotation, biological process: transmembrane transport. Gene Ontology annotation, cellular component: membrane. NCBI's taxonomy places the organism in Eukaryota, Metazoa, Chordata, Actinopteri, Syngnathiformes, Syngnathidae.
AUGGCUGACUUUGGAGCCAUCCUCAGGCACGUCGGAGAGUUCAGAACCUUCCAGAAGCUCAUCAUUUGUGCGGUUUCUUUCCCGACAUUUAUAUUACCUUUCGAAUUUGCCUGCUUACUUUUCAUCCAGUCGGACCCGGAGCGGCAUUGCGACACGGACUGGAUCCUGAAGGCCGACGCCAACCUGACCCGGCAGGAGCAGCUGAACCUGACCGUUCCCCUGGAGCAGGACGGUUCUUUCAGCAGGUGUCGCAUGUUUGCUCCGGUGGACUGGGACAUCGGGACCAUCAGGGAACGCGGACUCUACGAGACCACGGUGUGCCAGAAUGGUUGGGUGUACAACAGUGAACUUUAUACUGCCACCAUAGUCACUGAUUUUGAUCUGGUAUGUGAUCGGGCUCAUUUACCACAACUGGCACAAAUCGCAUUGAUGACAGGCAAUCUGUUUGGUUGUCUCUUAUUUGGACCUUUUGCCGAAUCGUUUGGUCGCAGACGAGCAGUUCAAAUUCCGAUGGUUGCAAACCUCAUUUUUAUUGUCACCAGUGCCUUGUGCCCCAACUUCCUGCUUUUUCUGCUCUCCCAGUUUUUGAUUGGCGUAGGCUAUGGAGGUUUUCGGAUGAAUGCGGUUAUAUUAGCCACAGAGUGGAUUGGUCCGUCCAAAAGGUCUUGGGGAGCAUGCGUGACCCAACUAUCUGGUUCAGUUGGACAGGCCGUCCUUGCUGGUCUGAUCUACGUCAUCAGAGACUGGAGACUAGCUCAGUUUAUCACCGCAGCUCCACUGGCAGUCAUUUGUAUUUAUAUAUGGUUCCUUCCAGAGUCCGCCAGGUGGUUGUUGGACAGAGGGAGGACUGAAGAAGCUAAAGAGUUGCUGUUAAAGGUGGCGGCUGUCAACAAACGCACCGUCACCGACUCUCUCCUGGAAAAGAUUGUCGUGAAAGAGAAAACGGAGAAAAAGAGCGGCGUUUUAAUACUCUUCCAGUCAUCUUUGCUUCGGAAGUAUUUCUUUAUCGUAACAUUUGCAGGGUUCUCAGUGAAUGUUGGGUUUUAUUGCAUUUCAUUCAAUGUGGGGAACUUUGGCUUGGACGUAUUCUUGACGCAGCUCUUGUUUGGUCUGACUGAAGUGCCAUCUCAGAUACUUUGCAUGUGGCUGCUGGAAGUACUGGGGAGAAGAAUAUCCAUCAUCUCCACCCUCCUGGCUGGGGGGCUCAUGUCUGUCUUGAUGCUCGUGUUCAGUCCAGGAUAUCCUGUUGCUGCAACUGCACUGGCGACAUCAGGACGUUGCCUAAUGAACUGGGCCGCAUCCACAUGUAAUGUUUACGUUCAAGAGUUAUUCCCGACAUCCUGUCGACAAACAGCCUCGGGUUUAGGCUCCGUCGUAUGCCGGGCUGGUGGUCUGAUCGCCCCUUUGGUCAACAUGCUGGCUACGUACCACCGGUCCAUACCUAUCGUUAUCUUCAGCGGCCUGGCGCUGAUCAGCGGGGCUCUCGGCUUCAUGCUUCCUGAGACUCGAGGGACUGAACUACCAGAUUCGACCGACGAUGCUGAGGGCAACAGAAGACGACCAGGAAAGUUGUGAAUCAAACAUACACACCAAGUCAAGUAAACUGUAGUGGAUGGUCUGAGUCCAACAAGUUCCAAAACAAGACCCGCUCCCUGGUCUAAAAACCACGUUUAGCUUUGAUUACUUCAUCGAUUCCUCGAGAUUCUGCAACGUCACCAUGUUUGUGACUGUUCCUGCCCGGAUAUUGAUGACAGGUAUUCUGUCCUCGCAACACAUUCUGAGCUUCAUGCAGCUAGACCAGAGGUCGGCAAUCUGUGGCUCGGUAACAGCAUGCGGUUCUUCAGCCUCCUCUUAUGGUUCCCUUUGCUGAACUUGGGAAUUUUUUUUUUUUAAAACACCGCUACACACGUGCAUGUUAUUAGUUUUUUAUUUUCUGACUUUUUUUUAAGGCAGUGAACGACAACUCGCAACAGAGGGGCGGGGAGUUGGGACCCUGGAGGUCGACUGCUGCUAUGAAUAUAUGCUGAGUUCUGACUGGCGAUUAGAUUGGCGCUGAAAGACAUUUUCAAAACAAGCACGCCGCAUUUUCUAAAAAAAUGUUUAUUUAUCUUAGAGUUUGUGCAGUCUAGUCCUUCACACACUGGGCUCGAACCGGCGACCACACAUUUACACAUUUAUUAGUUAAGAGAUACAGUCAUGGUCAAAAGUUGACAUACACUUGUGAAGGACGUAAGGUCAUGGCUGUAUUGCGUUUCCAACCAUUUCUACAACUCUUAUUUUUUUGUGAUAGAGGUCAAAGAUAAGACUUUCUGGAGGAAAAUUAUUUGGUCAGAUGAAACAAAAAUUGAGCUGCUUGGCCACAAUACCCAGCAAUAUGUUUGGAGGAGAAAAGGUCAGGCCUUAAAUCCCAGGAACACCAUACCUACCGUCAUGCAUGGUGGUGGUAGUAUUAUGCUCUGGGCCUGUUUUGCUGCCAAUGGAACUGGUGCUUUACUUUCACAAAAAAAUAAGAGUUUUAGAAAUGAUUGGAAACUCAAGACAGCCAUGACAUGAUGUUCUUUACAAGUGUACCACGACUGUAUAUGUAAAAUGCUAAUAGGUCUAUGUGUAUUGUGUAUGUAUGUUGUAUUAAUAAAUAUGAUGAUAUCAUAAAUGAUAGGACUAUUACCCAUUCGGAAGUGACUUCCUCAUAGCUCUUUAAUGAAUCAGUUCCCUAUGAAAGGGAAUUGUAUUUCUUUAUGUCCGGGUUAUUCAUUUGAAAUGUAAUUAGCCUCAUGGUAGACGUUAGGCUACAUUCACGUUCUUACCAUACAACACAUCUUUGCAAAGGAUGGUGUUGUAUAUUUGUUGGCCGUGCGAUGGGUGAUGAGCCAAAAAGAACCCAACGGGGAAUCGUCGAACAAAAAGCUUUAUUUGUUUCAGCGAGCCUCCGACUGGAGCUGCAGCUUCCAGGAGAAAAAGUGGGCCGGAUCUCUUCUGCUGUCUUCUCCGGACCACUGUCCUUAAAAUACCUUUUACACCAAGACAGUUAUUACUCUUUGUUGUUCUAGCCUUGGGGCCGGCCAGUCUGGGCAACACCCAGUUUGUUGCUAUUUCCUGUGACUGGUUUGAGUCGGGUGACUUCCGACCCCUAUCCUCUACUGCCACUUGUGAGAGCUUCCUACCAGAUGUUGCGUAUGUUCCUCCUAAACUCCAAAUCUACAUUGCUGUAGGAUCCCAAUUCCCCGGAGGCAAGAGCCACCACUCUCUGGAGCGCUUGUGAUGGACAUGUGCACUUUUGACCUUAGUAGAAAAAUCCUCUUACGGAUUCUGUGACCAAAUACAAAUGCAUGCUAGUUCCCCAAUCAUAUAAGAAAAUUGUAUACGGUAAA